This is a messenger RNA of Ornithodoros turicata, 3988 nucleotides long. RefSeq lists its product as uncharacterized. The coding region runs from base 2993 to 3784 and encodes 263 amino acids. Lineage: Eukaryota; Metazoa; Arthropoda; Arachnida; Ixodida; Argasidae. The transcript is spliced from 7 exons. The record is from RefSeq and is a predicted model, not a curated record.
GGGCCAGGACAACAUGUACCAAAUGACAGGGCUGGAAUCUGGCUUCCAAUCUGGCUCCCGAUCUGGCUUGCAAGCACUCGAGGAAGAAGAUGAAUCGUAAGUAAAUACUAUGCAUGUGGAGCGAGACGCCAUAUUUUGUACUUGAAUGUGAGAGAAUGAGCUUCAAUUGCAGAGCCAAUGCACUCUAAGAAAAAAAGGAGUAGAAAGGGGAGUAAUUGCAGCUUCUACUCCCCUAGUCUGCAAUUACUCCCCAUUUUAGUCCCCUAACCCAACAUUUAGUCCCGACAUUUACUCCCCAGGACUGCAAAUUGUCACUAAACUUCGCGAAUGGUCUCCUGAAUGCAACAGUCUACGUAAAUAUGUGCCCUUGGUCAAUUUGAACGACAUAAGGCUGUAUAACUCAGACAACGUAGCAAUUUUCCAGCCACACAGAGUAAGAAACAGUUAGCGCAUAUUUCUUCGCAAAUUGUGCCCUAGUAUAGGCGCAAGAUUUUAUAUCAGUCGAUAUACCACGGUUGACGGUUUGCUUCAAAGUAUUUUCAUGCAUGCGCACCAAUUAUGUACCUGGGACUCUUACAACAGCGCGUGAAAUGCGGUCUGCACUCUGUGACAUUCAUUUACUCCCGUGCAUUUACUCCCGAAAGGGACUAUUUUUUCUGGCAAUGCAAUUACUCCCCAAAAGGAGUAAAAGUACUCCUUUUUUUCUUAGAGUGUGGGCGCACCUACGAGUGGCUGCAAUAUAUGACCCAUUCGUAAGGGCAUCCGCGUUUCUCCGGUGCAGACUCCUGAGCUUGUGCUCUGCCGGAGGAUGUCCUGUGGAUUAUCCCAAAAACGUGCCUUUACAUCAUACAACAUGAUCGAUAAGCGACGCCACUGUACACAGUGUUCACUCUAUCACCGCGUAAGACGUGUUCAAGCAAUUUGUGCGCUGCCAACAGGUCACAGGUGUCCUCCGGAUGUACCGCCAACUCUGCAGUUCACGUCUCAAUUGAAGUGCGUUUCGUUCAGAUUAAAUUGUAUGAUACCGCUGGCUCUGUUCUGUGCCAUAGCGCACUGCUCGCGUCACGGUGUUUGUGAAUCUCCGGCCUGUGGUCCCCUACCUGCGGUCUCACGCUAGGAGGAACGACACCAAGACUGACUACGAGGGGAGGCUAGAGCCGUAUAUUAAAAGGGAAUCUGGCCAUUAAUGGGUGAUGCCUAAACCUGAAGCUCCACCCACUUUUUCAGCUUUCUGGCCUAUGGAGUCUUGAAAUAUGGGGCGCUAUCCAUCAACCUAUCCUUACGAUUUGUCCCCUUAUCCAACAUUGGCAGCGCCAUUUUGGGUGGCUACUGAAUUGUUGGUGCAAAUUUCAUGAACGCCACCUAGGGUGCGUGGGGCACGUCGGGAACUGUCGCCUGCUUCCGUCGUUGUAGCGCUGCCGGCAGACCCAUCUACUGCUACACAUUCUGUCGUUGGUACGGUUGAAUAGUUGGAAUAUAAAAGGCAAAAAUGAUUAUACACGUGAAAUCCCACAAUUAAAUAUGAUAGAUUGUACAGCACAGUGCCGUUUUUUUGUUACGAUUUCGUUGUGAUCGCCAUGUUCACGAGACCGAACACCGGCGACAAAACGUAUUAUUUUCGGUUAAAUAUCGAUGGGUGAUCAUCAGUUGAAACUGAUUCCCGAGAAACGUAUAUGAGGACGUACACUUGCAGCGUAAAAUCAGAGUAGUCUGAUUUUACCACGAAAUCCCCGCUUUACUGUUUGUGUUUCGUCGCCAUUUUAGGUGGCAGUGAGGUGUCAUGGCGAUCCCCUUGAUGAAAAGCAUACCAAUCAGUGGUGCGAAACUGUGAUUGACAGGUCGACCCUCUUUUUAUGACUCCUCCCAAUGGCUAGACUCCCUUUUAAUAUACGGCUCUGAGGGAGGCCGCGCUCGCCCGCCACCUGCUGGAGCCUGGAAGAGAUCAUCGUCCGACACACGGACGUCGUCUGCGACAGCGAGAGAUACUGUAUUUGUCUAGUUCCUUCCUGUGCGACACCGCCAAUAGGGGACCGCUGCCUCACAGGCUGGAGACUUGAGACAACAGUGUGCACGAGGAGUACGUGUAUAUGUGUGUGCUUCUUCUAGGGACAGCGCAAAGUUCGUAGCCGCCAUACUGAUCCUGUUGUGCAUAAUCGCCGUCAUCUUCCUCAUUGUCCUGGCGGGUGAGUGCGGCGUGCGAACAGACUGAGCAUGAACCGUAUGAUCAUGGCUCACUGUGCCAGUGCGAGUUGUAGGCCAAUAUGACGCAGAAGUAGCGCACUGUGUAGCAUCGAGACUGCAUCACCGGCGGCCCUCGACCCUCGGCGCCGUUUGAAGACUCCGCUACCGUGAUUCGACUAUUUUGAUGUUAGAACGUGAAAGCUCAAUGUUUCCUUCGUAAUGUGGAACGUCGUACUGUCGAAAUGAGGGAAAGUGUGCGAAAAAGCGCGGAGCCGCGAAUCCAGAAGAGCAAUGACUUGCCGGGUUGGUAAGUCACAAAACGCAGGUAUUCCUUUUGUCAACAAUCGGGAAGUCUACAGCACCGAAUUGAAUUAUCAUAUCCCUAAAGACGAACAGGACCAAUUCGAUCACUUCAGGAACCCCGUUUAGUAUGACAGCACACCGACUAGAACGAGGGAAGCCAAAACAAGGCAAAGUAACGCCAUUUGCUAUCACAUUGCUGUUAAAUAUAGACAAGCCAUGCGCGUUCCUUGGUUUUUGCACCCUUCAUAUAGUAGUACAUGUAACGUCAUAGUGUUACAAAUGUGCAUGCAUAGUACGGUAAUCCAUGUUCCCAGCUACAGUACCCGCGAGCAUAAUCGUAAACGUAUCACGACGUUUCGAGCUGGAGACCGCUCGGAGACAUCAGGAAUUGCUUGGGGAAGUUUAUGGUCGGAAGUGAACCUCACUGUGCUCCCGCUGCCGGAACAAUGUGCAAUAUUGUCUGUGUGCACACCGAAUACGAUACCAUUUUCCAAACCCCUGCAUUUGAAUGUCAUUGCUCAAAUUUGCGAAUUCUGCAUUCCUUGCAGUCAUCGUGUUUCAAAGGAAACCAGAAAAGAUGGACGUUGCUACGGAAACCGAACGGAUCUACGAAUAUUUUCCGGUUGUAAACUUCACGUCAAGCGUUUCAGCUGCGAGCACGGCAGGCACAACAAAGGCGUUAGCACCGGCUACUACACGAGCUCCAUCAACCACCCAUUCGACAAUGACGACGGUCGCCACGGAAACCACCUCAGGAAGCACCACAGAAACCACCACAGAAACCACCACUGCUACAAUCAGCGAAACGAUGACGAUCACAACUAUUGCCAACACACCGACAUCGACAACACCAAAGUGUCACAAAGGUGGUCCGCUAACACCGUGCGACGUAGACGACUCGAUCGACCAACCUAAGACGUACAGGCUAACUUCACCAGGCUAUGCAACGGGUCAUUACAACAGCAACAUCUGCCACCGAACAUGCAUCAUUGCGAAUGCGUGUUUUCUGAGAAUUAAUGCGAUCUCCUUCAAAAUGGAACCCCGCAACCCCAGCGGAGAGUGCAAUGACUACUUCGAGUUUUUCAACGAAGGGAAUGGGGCUCCGGGAUCUCAGGUCCACACCGGCCCCGUCUGCGGAAGCGAAAGUAUACCCGCUGACGGGGGCCAAGGGGGCAGGCUGCAAUUUGUAUUUCAUAGUAACGAUGUAAUCGAAGAAGCCGGCUACGACCUUGAACUUGUUUUCACGCAAGGACCGGACCCACAAGUUGAUGGCACAUGCGGCACGAUCGGGCCUGGUUAGAAGUUAAACAAGUCAAUUCAACACCGACGACUGCGAUGGCUGGAACGGCGACGACGAUGCUGAUCUUAAUGCUUGAACUCUACGGAUACUUCCAGCUUUUUACAUUUCUGUAUUUCAAAGUUAUUCGCAUAGAAUGCGUGAAUAUUCUUUCGAUAACGCGACUGCACGUGAUGUGCUCAAUGAUAUACGUUGGUUUGCCUUCUU